ACCUUCCAACGUCUCUCAAAAAAUAUCUAUCAAAGAGAAUCACCUUUCGUUUGGGCUUUACUUGAUGGAAUUGUCGGUGUUGACAGAUUUGGAGUGGGUAGAUACGUCGCAUCAAGGUACAUCAUCAAUAUCCUUCUUUGACACUACAAGCCUUCAUUCGCGUCACCUUCUUCAACUGGAUAAAUAUAACAAACCUUUCACGGGAAAUGUUACAAUUUAUGUGCCUCCAAAUGUUACAUUUAUCGAUGCAAGUCAUUCAAAAAUGGCCUAUGAAGUCAUACGUUUCCAAAUUGGUGAAAACAAAAUUCGGGAGAUAGAUAUAUCGUUUAAUUAUUUUUCCUUGUGGACGGGUCCCAUCAUAGGAUUAACACACCUAGAAAAAUUACAUGCUUCUAACAAUUUCCUCGAAUACCUUGCUGAAGGAGUUUUUUCAUACUUUCCAUCCUUGAAGUAUCUGGAUAUCAGUUCCAAUUAUUUUGGAUAUACCCUCACGAAUGACACAUUUGGUGAAAUGCCUUUGCUGGAACACCUUGACUUAUCAAAUAAUAAAAUAAGUUCACUUCCAAAGCUGAUCUUCAAAAAUAGCAGUCGGCUUAAAUUCUUAAAUUUAGGUUCUAAUUAUAUGAUGUCCUGGAAAAUCGAAAUAAUCAAUUUCAAUAUGACAGUCAUCAAUUUAUCAAGAAACGCUUUUGAUGAAAUUCCAUCUCUUUUGCGCCAUCAAGUCAGAUGCAUGGUGAGACGUGAUUUUCAGCUUCACUUUAAAGACAACCCUCUCAAGUGCAAUUGCUUGACACUGAACUCACUGAAAUGGAUGAUAGAUAAUUCUUUUAAAUUACCUGGUCUUGAUAACAUGAUCUGCGUGGAUGACAGCAACAGACAACUAUUCUUGAAAGACAUCCAUCAGAUCGUUUUUGACCUUGACAAAAAGUGUACCUCCUACUUAGGUUUAUCUAUCGGUGUCCUCUGCCUUGUGAUGCUUGUUCUAAGCUUGUCCAUAACAGGAAUAGUGUACAGGUUUAGAUGGAAAUUGAGGUAUCUUUACUAUCUGGUACGAAUAAAACACCGGGGUUAUCUGGCUGCGGAGGAGGAAGAAGAUGGUGGACCUCAGUUUGAGUUUGAUGCUUUCAUCUCCUAUGCUGACGAGGACCGAGGAUUUGUUGUGGAGGACAUGAGGCGGAUAUUGGAAGGACAGCAGGGACUUCGACUCUGUAUCCACCAUCGAGACUUUCUUUGUGGGGAAGCUAUUGCUGCAAACAUCCUGCAUGCCAUCAGAUCAAGCAGGAGGACAGUGAUAAUCCUGUCAAGGAACUUCCUGAAGAGCUACUGGUGUAAGUACGAAGUGGAGAUGGCUAAGAUGGAGAGUAUCUACACUGGACGGAACACACUGCUGGUGGUAAUCCUGGAGAAGAUCCCAGUGAAGAAUCUGCCCCCUAACAUUGUGGAAUUAAUGCGUCAAGACUCCUACUUGGAGUACACGGAUGAUCGGGAAGGUCAGGAGGUGUUCUGGGAAAGUCUUCAACGUGCUGUACAUACUGCGUAGUUGCUUGCCUAGAUAUGGGAGCAUGUGCUUCAUAACUGAACUUCCCUUUAUCAUUUCUAAUUUCAUACUUUUCACAUUGGUGAAACUUUAGUGAUAUAUUAUAUUAUCGGUUUCUUUGAGGAAAGUUAGCAAUAGCAGUUCAAACACUACGUUACAGCAGUACACAAUGUAAAUAUAUGUUUGUAGGGAUUUGAUCAUUUUCUGACAUGGAACUGAAAUGUCAACAGAUCAAACAUGUACUUUAACGUGAUUGUUUACUAAAAUCAACCAGUCACUGAAGCUAGAACCCAUGUCACAAAACCUGUCGUAAGCUCCAUCUCAUCAUAAUGUUUGUGUUCAUUUGUUUUCCUUCAUAUCAGUUUUAUAUAAUUGUUUGUAUUUUCCCGAAUAUGGGAUAAUAUCCACUGUAUCUAUGAGCAGACAUAUAUCUGCAAUUGUUUCGUUUGUUUACGAUCUUUAAAUAAAUGUUUGCUUUUA
This is a messenger RNA of Haliotis rubra (blacklip abalone), 2017 nucleotides long. RefSeq names its product toll-like receptor 4. Gene Ontology annotation, molecular function: protein binding; transmembrane signaling receptor activity. The record is from RefSeq and is a predicted model, not a curated record. The transcript has a single exon. Lineage: Eukaryota; Metazoa; Mollusca; Gastropoda; Lepetellida; Haliotidae. Bases 512 to 1540 code for a protein of 342 amino acids. Gene Ontology annotation, cellular component: membrane. Gene Ontology annotation, biological process: toll-like receptor signaling pathway; immune response.